CCAGCAGUGCCACCCACCUGUGCCCACCCAACUGUGCCCACCAGUGCCACCCACCUGUGCCCACCAGUGCCACCCACCUGUGCCCACCCACCAGUGCUGCCACACCAGUGCCACCCACCAGUGCAGCCCAGCAGUGCUGCCAGUCAGUUCCACCAUCAGUGCUGCCAGUCAGUGCCCAGCAGUGAUGCCAGUCAGUGCCGUCUAUCAGUACCCAUAAUCAGUGUCACCUAUCAGUGCCGCCUAUCAGUGCUGCAUAUUAGUGCCGCCUAUCCGUGACACCUCAUUAGUGCUGUCUAUCAGUGCC
This is a messenger RNA of Staurois parvus, 304 nucleotides long. The record is from the annotation of a GenBank genome assembly. NCBI's taxonomy places the organism in Eukaryota, Metazoa, Chordata, Amphibia, Anura, Ranidae.